Humulus lupulus (European hop) is the source of this 543-nucleotide messenger RNA. RefSeq lists its product as uncharacterized. The coding region runs from base 1 to 543 and encodes 180 amino acids. NCBI's taxonomy places the organism in Eukaryota, Viridiplantae, Streptophyta, Magnoliopsida, Rosales, Cannabaceae. The transcript has a single exon. The record is from RefSeq and is a predicted model, not a curated record.
AUGGAUGCUAGAAUUUGGUGGGACGUAGUUAAGCAGACACGAACUUUAAAGAUCAUGACCGUGGCUAACUUUGUACAAGUCUUUAGCAAGAAGUACUAUAGCGUUGUAGUGCUAGCAACUAGAGUUCAUGAAUUUGUGACGCUGACACAAGAUAGUGUUUCAGUCAUAGAGUAUGCCCCAAAUUUUGACAGACUAGCAAGGUUUGCAUUUGAGGUAGUUUUCCCAACAGAGGCCAUGAGAGUCCAGAGAUUCAUAAGGGGACUGAAGCCUCUGAUUGCCAGGGAUGUCAAAAUGACCAGUACAGAGCUAGUUAGCUUUGCUGAGAUUCUAGACAAAGCUUUAGAUGCUGAGUACAUGGAGACCCGUAUAUGGAAGGAUGGUGCUGCAAGGGGAAAGGCUAAGAAGAGUAAAGCCUUACAAGAGAGUAACAAGACAAAAGCCCAAGAGGGUCAAAACAGUGGUACUGACAAAAGGUCCAAGAUCACAACUCCCAAUGGUAAUCACAAGAACCACAAUAAUAAUCAUAAUCGUGGAAACCACUAG